Molecule: messenger RNA, 1749 nt
Organism: Anopheles maculipalpis
Lineage: Eukaryota; Metazoa; Arthropoda; Insecta; Diptera; Culicidae
Product: arylsulfatase B-like
Exons: 5
Coding region: 7-1749 (580 amino acids)
Source: RefSeq, a predicted model, not a curated record
CCGCACAUGAUGAAACGCUUAGUGACGUGCUCAGUGACCCUGUGGUUGUUGUGGUUAGGUGUGAACGGCGCUACUGAUCAGCUGGAGCGGCCCAACAUUGUAAUCAUUGUUGCUGACGAUUUGGGAUGGAAUGAUGUCAGCUUCCACGGAUCGAAUCAAAUCCCUACACCCAAUAUUGAUGCACUCGCGUACGACGGCAUCAUACUGAACCGUCAUUAUGUGCCACCGCUUUGUACCCCUUCGCGAGCAUCGCUGAUGACGGGCAAGCAUCCGAUGAACAUCGGCAUGCAGGACCACGUCAUCCUCUCGGACGAACCGUGGGGUCUCGGGCUGGAACAGAAGUUAAUGCCCGAGUACUUCCGCGAGGCUGGCUACCGGACGCAUCUGGUCGGCAAGUGGCAUCUUGGGUUUUUCCGACGCGCGUACACACCAACUUACCGUGGGUUUGAUUCCCACUUUGGCUAUCUAGGGCCGUACAUCGACUAUUGGGAUCACAGUUUGCAGAUGAAUGAGACAUCUGCCCGUGGUUUGGACAUGCGACGGAAUACCGACGUCAACUACGGUGCCAACGGGACUUAUGCAACGGAUCUGUUCAACGAUGAAGCCGUCCGCAUUAUCCAUUCGCACGACCGUAAGCAGCCACUGUUCCUGGUGCUAACCCAUCUCGCUCCCCACACCGGUAACGAGGACGAUCCGAUGCAGGCGCCGGAAGAUGAAAUCGCCAAAUUCAGCUACAUACAAGAUCCGAAGCGUCGUACAUUGGCAGCCAUGAUAGCGCGAAUCGACACGGGCGUUGGACGAAUCUAUCGUACGCUGGAGGAGCGCAGCAUGCUCAACAACACCAUCAUACUGUUCUACGCAGAUAAUGGUGCACCGACGGUUGGAGUUCAUGCCAAUUCGGGUUCGAACUAUCCUUUGCGUGGGCAAAAAUAUUCACCCUGGGAAGGAGCCGUGCGUGGUGCGGCACUAAUAUGGAGUCCACUACUCCCACAAAAGGGUAUUGUUUCUGACCAGUGGUUACAUGUAAGCGAUUGGUUACCAACGCUAGGCUUCGCCGCAGGUAUCGAGUCCAUCCCCACAGGCACCACUAUCGAUGGUCAGAAUCAAUGGCUCACGUUACAGUCUCCUACCGCUAAAGGACGCUCGGUUGUGAUGAAUAAUGCUGAUCGAAGGUUUGGCUACAGCAGUUACACGAAGCUAGGCUGGAAGUACAUCAAUCGGACAUGUUUUGCUGGAGCUUAUGACACAUGGCUUGGAGAGAUCAUCGAUAGUGACAAUGUAACAGAAGACGACUAUUACAGUCUUCUAAUGGAUGCAACAAAUAUCGGUGCAUCUUUGCAUAUUUCUCUCGAUAAGGUGGAAGAAAUUCGCAAAACUGCAGCAAUUAAUUGCUCAAGUGACGUAGAAGAAAUUCUUUGCGAACCGCUCGUAAAACCAUGUUUGUUCAACAUCAUCGAUGAUCCAUGCGAACGUAGAAAUCUAGCCGACGUGUAUCCGGAAGCCUUGCUGGACCUGCAAUUGGACGUCGAACGUUACAAACGGAACGCUCUUCCACCGCGUAAUAAACCGCACGACAACGCGGCAGACCCUGCCUUGUACAAUAACACCUGGACCUGGUGGCAGGACGCGAUCGAUGAGGAGCAUUCGUCGCACUACAUCCUCUAUCUGUCGGCGGCCGUUGAGAUACUACUAAUUCUAAUCAUCAUAUGGUGUGGCUACAAGUAUUAUACAAGGUCACACAAAAAGUGA